This is a messenger RNA of Phascolarctos cinereus (koala), 802 nucleotides long. RefSeq names its product G protein subunit gamma 8 (gene GNG8). NCBI's taxonomy places the organism in Eukaryota, Metazoa, Chordata, Mammalia, Diprotodontia, Phascolarctidae. Gene Ontology annotation, molecular function: G-protein beta-subunit binding. Gene Ontology annotation, cellular component: heterotrimeric G-protein complex. The record is from RefSeq and is a predicted model, not a curated record. Gene Ontology annotation, biological process: G protein-coupled receptor signaling pathway.
UCUAUCGGGGGAAAGAACCCGCGUACGUAGAAGCAUAAGGCUUCCUCUCAGAGAUGCCUCUUGGGCUGAGCCUCGAAGGAAGCUAGGGGCUUCUGGGAGGUAGAGAUGGGGAGGGGGAACAGCUAGGAUGGGGCCGUGAGGACAGAGGAUACAGAACACCAUGCUGAGACUUGCCGGGGGCAGUGGGAGAUGUGGGAGGAUUUCAGCUCGUUACAGACCAUCUUAUCUUGCUUGGGUUUCUAGGUUUCUCUCCCUGCCCCCCCGCCUGGCACUGGGGGAUGGGGACCAGGGCUAGGCCGUCCUCUCUCUUUGCCUCAGCCUCCCAGCCCCUGCCUUAUGAGAAGCAGAUGUUGGGGCUGGCCUGGAAGCCGGGAAUCGGCCCCCACCCCGCUCCCGCGCACAGACGCUGCUUUCUACUCCAGGAGAGGGGGAGGGGAAGCCCGCCCCCACCCCCCUCAGAAUGUUAGAGCCCCAAAGCCCUCUGUUCCCUAUCCUUUGUCCUUUUGUUCCCAGGGCAUCUGUAAGAGCAUCAACCCCUUUCUCACAACAAUGUCCAACAACAUGGCCAAGAUUGCUGAGGCCCGAAAGACAGUGGAGCAGCUAAAGCUGGAAGUCAACAUCGAACGCAUGAAGGUGUCCAAAGCUGCGGCCGAGCUGUUGGCCUUCUGCGAGGCUCAUGUGAAGGAGGACCCACUGGUGACCCCGGUGCCCGCGGCAGAGAAUCCCUUCCGCGAGAAACGACUUUUCUGCGUCCUGCUCUGAGUACCCUAGCCCCCUAAAAAAAAUACAGAAAUAAAAAGAA